AUGUCGCAGUUUUUGACGCUGCUCCUCCUCAUCAUCCUAUCAACUGUGGCGAUCCAACAAGUCCCACUCGUGAGCUGCAGACAAUGGUGCAUGGCGAUGCGGAGUGCGACAAAUGAACAAUUACAAUCCAACAUCGACUUCGCUUGCAGCAACGGCGUCGACUGUAGCCCGAUCAAACCCAGUGGAAGUUGCUUUGAACCUAAUAAUAUGGUAGACCAUGCGUCCUUUGUCAUGAACGCUUAUUACCAUAGUCAUGGUCGUACCGUAGACGCUUGUAGGUUCGGCGGCACCAGUUGCUUUGUCUUUGUCGACCCAAGUUAUGACUCAUGUGUCUACUACACUUAA
Messenger RNA from Eutrema salsugineum, 345 nucleotides. Its product is annotated as major pollen allergen Ole e 10. The transcript has a single exon. NCBI's taxonomy places the organism in Eukaryota, Viridiplantae, Streptophyta, Magnoliopsida, Brassicales, Brassicaceae. The record is from RefSeq and is a predicted model, not a curated record. Bases 1 to 345 code for a protein of 114 amino acids.